AUGGAAUCCGCCAAGGUCCCCGUCAAGCUCGUCAAGGUCACCCGCGUCCUCGGCCGUACCGGCUCCCGCGGUGGUGUUACCCAGGUCCGCGUUGAGUUCAUGGACGACACUACCCGUUCCAUCAUCCGCAACGUCAANGGGUCCCGGUACGAUUCUUUCGCCUUGCGAUCCACUCGCCCUGUCUCAAAUACUAACACCACGUCUCCAGUCCGUGAGGACGACAUCCUCUGCCUGCUCGAGUCCGAGCGUGAGGCCCGCCGUCUCCGAUAA
Molecule: messenger RNA, 270 nt
Organism: Aureobasidium vineae
Lineage: Eukaryota; Fungi; Ascomycota; Dothideomycetes; Dothideales; Saccotheciaceae
Source: the annotation of a GenBank genome assembly